AUGAUUGUUAAGAGCAGCACCAGCAGCAGCAGGAACAGCAGCAACAGCAAGAGCAGCAGCAGUAAGGGCAGCAGCCGCAGCAGCAAGAGAAACAGCAGCAGCAACAGCAGGGCGCCUCAGAGUGCUGCAGUUAACCGAAGCAGCAAAACCGACGGCAGCAGCAACUGCAGCAGCAACAGCAGCAGCAACUGCAUCGACAGCAACAACAGCAGCAAUAACCACAGCAGCAGCAGCAACAACAACAACAGGGCCAGCAGCAGGAGCAGCAGCAACAGCAGCAGCAGCAACAGCAGCAGCAACAGCAGCAGCAGCACGAGUUAG
This is a messenger RNA of Eimeria acervulina, 321 nucleotides long. RefSeq lists its product as hypothetical. The transcript is spliced from 2 exons. The record is from RefSeq and is a predicted model, not a curated record. Bases 1 to 321 code for a protein of 106 amino acids. Lineage: Eukaryota; Apicomplexa; Conoidasida; Eucoccidiorida; Eimeriidae.